Messenger RNA from Penicillium maclennaniae, 978 nucleotides. Its product is annotated as Glycosyl transferase family 8. Lineage: Eukaryota; Fungi; Ascomycota; Eurotiomycetes; Eurotiales; Aspergillaceae. The coding region runs from base 1 to 978 and encodes 325 amino acids. Gene Ontology annotation, molecular function: glycosyltransferase activity. The transcript is spliced from 2 exons. The record is from RefSeq and is a predicted model, not a curated record.
AUGAACCCAGUAUGGGCCUCCUUAAUCACCAAUAUGGAUUACCUACCCGGUCUUCUAACCCUCCACCACUCCCUCAAUCACCCGCAGCCCGACCCCAGCGUCACGAACGCGAACACGCCUACACCUCCAGACCGAGGCACCCGCUACUCCUUCGUGGCUUUCUACACCUCUAGCUUCCCACCUGAAGGUCUGAAAAUUCUCCAGUCUCGCGGUAUCACCGCUCAAUGGGUUCCCAACGUCGUCCCCGCCAGCACGCGUGAAUACACGCAAGACCCACGCUUCGCUGACACAUGGACCAAGCUCGUCGCAUUCUCACUGGAAGAAUACGAGCGCGUGGUCCUACUAGAUGGCGAUAUUCUAGUCCGCCGAAAUAUGGACGAACUGAUGGAAUUAGAGCUGGAUCCGAAGGCAGCUCUAGAGGAUGGGACCGGAAAGAGGGUUUUUGCAGCGGCGCAUGCUUGCGCAUGUAACCCGAUGAAGAAGUCUCACUAUCCGGCGCACUGGAUUCCCGCAAACUGCGCAUAUACAGCACAACACCCAACGCCAGAUUCGGCGCAUAUUUCUGCCCCACCAAGAGAUUCGGGCGUCGGCAUGCUAAAUAGCGGUGUACUCGUUGUGACCCCAUCAUCUAAGAUCUACAGCGAGAUCAUGUCUGCCCUUCAAGAGACAGAACGAAUUGAAAAAUACGAUUUCCCGGACCAAGAGCUUCUAUCAGACGUUUUCAAUGGGCGCUGGGUUGCGCUUCCAUACGUUUAUAAUGCGCUGAAGACUCUACGGAUGGAGAAUGUGCAUGGAGCCAUUUGGAGAGACGAGGAGGCCAAGGCUGUACAUUACAUAUUCGCGAAGAAGCCAUGGCAUGAGGUGGAGGAAGCAAAGGAGAAGAAGCUCAGUGAGCUUAGUCUGUGGUGGUGGAAGGCCAAUUGGGAGAGGCAGAGGUUGGAGAGGGAGAAUGGGGUCGCGGACGCCUUUUCGGGGUGA